Epinephelus lanceolatus (giant grouper) is the source of this 2804-nucleotide messenger RNA. RefSeq names its product carboxypeptidase Q-like. Gene Ontology annotation, biological process: proteolysis; peptide catabolic process. NCBI's taxonomy places the organism in Eukaryota, Metazoa, Chordata, Actinopteri, Perciformes, Serranidae. The record is from RefSeq and is a predicted model, not a curated record. Gene Ontology annotation, molecular function: metallodipeptidase activity.
AUCACGAGCACGGAAACGGUGUUUAAGUUUCGGAAUUACUCUCGUCUGUGAGAGUAUUUUAAAACUGCAUAACAGCUUGUAACGUCCACAAAAACAAAGACACUAACUUGGCCUGAAGGGUUCGUGUUUAUGAUAUUUUAUAGAGAUGGCUCAGGAAGGUGGACCACCCAUCCUCCUCUCCCUCUUCAUGUUUCUCCUAAUGCUGUCAGCUCAGUGUGGCUGUCACCCUCACUCUGCUGGAUCCAUAAGGUCUUUGGCUGCAGCUGGUGCUGUAUCCAAUCAAACUGCAAGCAAAGACAUAGCUGCAGAGGUAGCAGGCUAUACUGAUGUGGCCAAAAAGAUUAUUGACCUGGCUGUGUUUGGAGCUGCUCAGAACCGCUCUCACAGACGGCUGGCCGACUUCACCGACACCAUAGGGAACCGUGUCAGUGGCUCACACAACCUGGAGUUGGCCAUCAAAUACAUGUACAGUGCUAUGUCACAGGAUGGGCUGGACGUACAUUUAGAGCCGGCCAAAAUCCCUCACUGGGUCAGAGGGAAGGAGAGUGCAGAAAUGAUUGCACCCAGGGCCAAAAGUCUGGCUAUACUGGGACUGGGUAGCAGUGUAGGGACGCCUGCUGAGGGAAUCGAGGCAGAGGUAUUGGUGGUGCAGUCUUUUGAGGAACUGAAGCGUAGAGCCAGUGAGGCCACAGGGAAGAUUGUGGUCUUUAACCAACCAUUUGUGAGUUACGGGGAGACGGUGGCUUACCGUGAACUUGGUGCCUCUGAGGCAGCCAAAGUGGGCGCUGUGGCCUCACUCAUUCGAUCUGUUACUCCAUUCUCUAUUAACAGUCCCCACACUGGUUGGCAGGACUACCAAGAUGGAGUGAAGCGUAUCCCCACAGCCUGUAUCACCAUAGAGGAUGCUGAGCUGAUGUCACGUAUGGCACAGAGAGGCCAGAAGGUUGUGGUCAGACUCACAAUGGAAGCCAAGACUCUGCCUGAUGCUGACUCCUUCAACACAGUGGCUGAGAUAACAGGCUGGCAACACCCUGAGCAGGUCGUGUUACUGAGCGGCCAUUUGGACAGUUGGGAUGUGGGCCAAGGCGCCAUGGAUGACGGAGGUGGAGCCAUGAUUUCGUGGGAAGCCCUUUCCCUCAUCAAGGACUUAGGUUUGCGUCCGAGGAGAACCCUGCGAGCAGUAUUGUGGACAGCUGAGGAGCAGGGUGGGGUCGGAGCGCAGCAGUACUUUGAUCUACACAAGGUGAACAUGUCAAACUUUGACCUGGUCAUGGAGUCUGACAUGGGGACAUUCAACCCUGUGGCACUGCAGUUUACUGGCAGUGAUGCAGCACGAAAGGUGAUGGAAGAAGUGGUCAAACUGUUGGCUCCCAUUAAUACAACCAAACUGGAGGUACACGGAGAGGGGACAGACAUCUCACCAUGGCUGAAGGCAGGGGUACCAGGUGCUAGCCUCCAUGUUGCGGACAGUCGGUACUUUUGGUUCCACCACAGUGAAGGUGACACCAUGACCGUUCAGGACCCUCAAGAGAUGAACCUCUGCUCGGCACUGUGGGCCGUGGUCGCCUAUGUCGUGGCGGACCUGCAGGACAUGUUGCCCAGGUAGCCAGUUAGCACACAGGAUAAACAGGAGGACAGGAUGAUGGCUGUGGACGGCUGGACUGGUUGUUUCCAAAACACAUCAUCAAAUCCAACUUCUAUUAAAGAAAAACUUGAGAUUGAAUGGAUUGAGUUUAAAGAGUUAGAGUAAAUCUUUGUUUACAAAUUGAAUGUGACUCAUGUGUGGAUAAACAAGUGAAUCCAAGAGAUGAUGAUAAAGAGAUUGAGUGACUUCUCUGUAGAUUAUUUUGAAUGGGAAGCAUAUGAAAGUCUUGUCAGGACCAAAGAUGGGGCAUGUAAAAGUUUUAUUGAAAUCCCAAAGCAACAUAAUAGAUGCGUAUAUGAUCAUGCUACAUGAUGUUGAUUCUACUGACAGAGAAGAGCACGUUAUACUUUGAACGAGAGACAAACUGCAUUUUUUCCCAAGUAAAAAGCUGAGUCACUCAAAAUGCUGGGUCACUGAUGGAGACUAUACCAAGACAAUUAGAGUAGUGGCCUUUCUCAGGUUAUGUGUUUGACUUAAAGGAAUACUUUACCCACAAACUGACCAAUUGUAAAUCAGUUACUCAUGCCAUGUUAUCUUGAAUCCUUAAAGAAAACCUUUUCUCACAUGCCUCCAAAGAAAAUAGCCAACAUAUUGAUUUACUGAUUGAUUAGGCACCACGUUUAACAACAGCAACUCAUGCAGUAUAAUCCAAGUCUUAUUUAUCCAGCCGUAUGCUCAGUACUUCCCAAACAGACAGCCCUUUCUGAUGGGGUACUGAACUGAAAGUGGAAUUAUGCUUCCUUUAAAGCCAGACUCCAUUGCCAAAAACAGUAAUUUUACCUCACUGACCGUGGGAGCUGCUCGUCUGGCACUGCCUCUAUCACUUAGUUUGUUGUUUUUAUGGGACUUUGGUGUUUUAAAGGGUUAGUUUGGAUACACCAAAUUCACCCAAUAACACAAACAACCUUCUGAUGGAGGCAGUGGUAGACCAGCAGCUCUCAUGUUCAGUGAGAUAAAAUUACUGUUUUUGGCAAUGGAGUCUGGCUGAAGAGAGCAUAUACAAUUCACUUUUGGGUAAGUUUUGAAUAGUAAUGUUUAAGUGAAAAUAUAUACAUUUGGGAAGUACUGAGCACACGACUGGAUAAAUGAGACUUGGAUUAUACUGCACAAGUUCUGUAAGUUUAUAAAAGGAUGUUUUGACAUAGUUUUGCUGUUGUUA